CUCCGUUCCCACCUCACCCCGCAUCUGUUGUGCGUUCUUCUUCUUCCCCGAGAUUCUCCACAUCCUUGCUUCUUAAUCUCCCCAGUUCUCAUCUCCGACAUCCUUGCGGCUGUGGACUACUCAGUACACCUUCACUUCCUGCAAUCACUCAAGCCACACAUUCAGCGUUUGUCCUGAGCCUGGCAAACACCAUGGCGAAGGAUGAAGUGGCCCCGAUUCAGGCGGUUGACGCGGUGAUCGAACCCUACAACCGCAAUGAUCCCGAGAUCACUGAGAAAGGCACUUCGGAGCACAUCAAUCUGAACAAGAAUACCUCUGCCAAAAUCAAGAAUCCCCUGGCGGAUCUGAGCCCGGCUCAAGUGGUGCAAGAUGUUGAGGACUUUGCCAACGAGCAUCAGUUGACCGAUAUUUUUCCCUUGCUCAAGAAGGGGGCUCUUGUGGCGCGCGAUCCUCAGAGUUUCUCCGAGGUGCCUGACAUCACGCAGGCUGAGGUCGCCGCCAUUGAGGCCGAGGUGACUCACAAGUGGCGUCAGCCCAAGUCUCUCUACUUUACCAUCAUUCUCUGCUCUAUUGGAGCUGCCGUUCAAGGAUGGGAUCAGACUGGAAGUAAUGGUGCCAACCUUUCUUUCCCCGUUGCGCUUGGAAUUCCAGAAACCGGCCCUGAUGCGUCGAGAAACCAGUGGCUUGUUGGCGUUGUCAAUGCGGCUCCGUACAUGUCCAGUGCUGUUAUCGGCUGUUGGCUAUCUGAUCCGCUGAACAAAUAUAUGGGUCGCCGUGGCGCUAUCUUCAUGUCUGCUAUCUUCUGCCUCCUGUCCCCUAUUGGGUCGGCUGUGAGCCAGACUUGGCCUCAACUGUUUGUGACUCGUCUACUGUUGGGUCUGGGAAUGGGCUUGAAAGCAUCUACAAUCCCAAUGUUCUGUGCUGAGAACACCCCGGCAUCUAUUCGUGGUGGUCUGGUGAUGUGCUGGCAGUUGUGGACAGCGUUCGGUAUCUUCCUGGGGACUUCGGCGAACCUUGCUGUCAAAGACACUGGGGAUAUCUCCUGGAGACUCCAACUCGGUUCUGCCUUUAUUCCAGCUCUUCCUUUGCUCAUUGGCGUCUACUUUUGCCCAGAGUCGCCUCGUUGGUACAUCAAGAAGGGCAAUAUGCGUCACGCCUACGCUUCUUUGUGCCGCUUGCGCAACACCGAGAUACAGUCCGCACGCGAUCUCUACUACAUAUAUGCUCAGAUUAAGGUCGAGCAGGAGCUUGCUGGCGAAAGCAACUAUGCCACUCGGUUCGUGGAGCUCUUUACCAUCCCGCGGAUCCGACGUGCAACUCUUGCUUCCUUCGUUGUGAUGAUUGCGCAGCAGAUGUGCGGGAUUAACAUCGUUGCCUUUUAUUCCUCGACUGUCUUUCAACAGGCCGGUGCCUCUGUCACGGGAGCGCUUUUCGCCUCGUGGGGCUUUGGGCUUGUGAACUUUAUCUUCGCAUUCCCGGCAGUGUUCACUAUUGACACCUAUGGACGUCGAUCUCUGCUUCUGUUCACGUUUCCUCAGAUGGCCUGGACCCUGUUAGCUGCGGGUUUUUGUUUCUACAUUCCUCAGGAGCAGACCGCCCAUAUAGCGUGUAUUGCACUUUUCGUCUUUUUGUUCGCAGCCUUCUACUCCCCGGGUGAGGGUCCUGUUCCAUUCACUUACUCUGCGGAGGUGUUCCCUCUGUCUCAUCGUGAGAUCGGAAUGUCCUGGGCCGUAGCAGUUUGUCUUGGCUGGGCUGCGGUGCUUUCGAUUACCUUUCCCCGUAUGCUUGCCGUCAUGACCCCAACCGGUGCAUUCGGCUUCUACGCGGGAUUGAACGUGACUGCCUUUUUCAUGAUCUACCUUUGGGUCCCUGAAACCAAGCAGCGGACUCUGGAAGAACUUGAUUACAUCUUCGGCGUUCCUACUCGGAUGCAUAUGCGUUACCAGGUCUUCCAUGUGUUGCCCUGGUGGAUUAAUCGCUACAUCUUCCGCCGUCAGGUUACGCUAGAGCCCCUGUACAAGCUCGACCAUCUCGCUACCAGUGGCUAGGGGGUAAGCAUUUGUCCUGAGCGUUUAAGGCUUCAUUGGUGGAUGAUGGGACUACUGCUCUCAAUACGGAGUACGGAUGGGCAUGUUUUUUCGGGAGAAUAUCGGCGUCUUUGAGUGAUUUUCCGCGCUCUGCUUAGGGGAUCGAAUAUGAGUGCAGGAUACAGUCCAAUUGCGUGGCUUGCAAGGAUCUUCACGAGUGAAGGACCAUGUAAUACUCUAAUGAAU
Messenger RNA from Aspergillus sclerotioniger CBS 115572, 2273 nucleotides. Its product is annotated as sugar transporter. Gene Ontology annotation, cellular component: membrane. Gene Ontology annotation, molecular function: myo-inositol:proton symporter activity. The record is from RefSeq and is a predicted model, not a curated record. Bases 192 to 2048 code for a protein of 618 amino acids. The transcript is spliced from 8 exons. Gene Ontology annotation, biological process: transmembrane transport. NCBI's taxonomy places the organism in Eukaryota, Fungi, Ascomycota, Eurotiomycetes, Eurotiales, Aspergillaceae.